ACCUCACGCACACAUAAAUAUCACUUUGUUUAAUUGCAUACAUUCUUGUGUAUUUUAUACUAUUUUGGACCAGUUAAAUCAAUCGCAUUUCAAUUAAAAAUGGCUCUCUGUGUCUGCAAAUGCCUAAACGUAACAUUGGAAAGUGAUAAAAUAGAGCAGAAUGUGGAUAUUGUGAAACUGGACCUAACACCUACGGAACAAAGGGAUAUUUUUUUCAGUGAGAAGCUGCUAUCAUCAGUAGGCAGCCUGAAGAUCUCAAUCGCACAGUCAGCUCUGACUGGCUCGCGGACAGUGGGUCGUUGGACCAUACACUUCUGCCUCGCCUGUGGCCAGACCACCCACGCCACUGCACAGGACAGACCCCACAUGGCACUCAUCUGCCAAGCCAUACAGACAACUGCAGAGAAUGUGAACAAUUUGAAAAAGUCUAGCAAUUUCUCUUCGGUAUUCAACUUAUUAGUGCCCGAAAUGAAUGGUGAUGUUGAAAUGAAAGAAAACAUUGACACAAGUAACCUUUUAGUUAGUGAUAAGUUAAUAUGGCCGCCGGCGCAGCAAGUAAUAGGAAUGCUGAGCAAGCAGCUGAGUCAGACGCUACAGUCACAAUUAGAAGCCAUUGAAGAAACUGUGCGCCAGUUCAGAGAUCAGAAGUAUGCGGAGUUUGAAGCUUACAGAGAGAAAGCACAAAGGGACCACAAGAUCCUGGCUAGCAUUGUGAGCAAGGCCCGCAACACUGGCUCUGACGGCUGGCGCAUGGACACCACGGUGGACAACGGGCCACCCUCACCGCAACUACCUCCCCUACAGAGACGAAGACUGUCUUCUAUCAAAGAUGCCAAAAAGAUCUCCCAGAAUCAUGUUAAGCACUCACAACGCAACCUGCCCCCGGAAGAAGACUCGCUAGACGCUGAGGACAUCUUCGACCUGGAAGGCAUGGACUCGCACCCCGAGAUGGGCUCCGAUCAAGAUGAUUACGAUUCUGACAACUCAGGCAGCGACGACGAGGGCAUCCACAUCGCCCGCGCGCGCGCGCCCAGCGCCGCCGACGUGGCGCGCUCGCUGCCCAUCAACAUGCCGUUCCCGCUGGAGCGCGCCGACCACCGCGAUAGGGAUGAUGACGAGGAGCCGUCCCAGGACAUAGCCGCGAGCAUCAAGGCGCUGGCCAAGUCGGUCCACGGCGACGUGUUCGAACUGCCGCGCCCGCGCUUCUCCACGCAGAUCUAGCCUCACCCUCUCACUAUACAUAUACACGCAUACAAACUACUUAUAAGCGACUAUAUACAUACUCUAUCAUACGCUAUCUCUCUCACACGUAUGCGAGUGCUUGAGUUUUGUUUCGAGCCGCUUUCUUGGUUAAGAGUUUUACGGGUAGUGUGGCGGAUUUAAACGGAAGCGUCAGGUCAGUUAUUGUUCAACUGUCUCAUCUGCACUCAUUGUAUUGUGUAGACACGUAAUGAUGUGUGAACGAGAAACUGCUAUGUGCAUGUACCUAUGGCCUACGGUUGACGGUGGUAAUGCCAUAUUGAAAAGCUAUAAGUAUCAGAUGAGUGAAACUCUUAAUUGGAGAAGCCGGCUUCAGUCACGAUAUGGUGCUUAGUCCGGGUUACAGUUGCAGCCAAGAUUUUCAUGUUUCAGCCAAAGUUGAUUCUAUGUAUACAAAACGGUUCUAACUGGACACUAGCGUACAUACUGUGAUCAAUACAAUGAAGAUGACUGUUUACAUAAAUGAGGCUAUACAGAGUUGUUAUUCCAUAGUUUACUGUCCCACCCUCGCAGCCAUGUUUACCGCUGUUUCAUAAACAUUAUGUUUCAUUAAUAUUAAGCGCUGCACGCAAGUUUACAUAUUGCGAGGCGCAAAGUAUGUAAGGGUUAUGAACGUGUUGCAUCAUCAGAUAUAUUUGUGUAGUAUGUAAAUAAGAUUACGUGAAUGACAUGUCAAAUCUAUAAAUCAUUAUGCAUUGUUAACAUCUAAGUCAUAUCUCCGUUAAUUAAUAGAGACUAUAGAGUUUUCUAUUAUUUUAUUAUCUGGUGUUAUCUUAAUGAUAAGAGAAAAAGUGUACAAAAAUAUUAAUACUUGCAUUUCUUACUAGUCUUUUAGGGUCACGAAAUAUAAUGUUUCAUUUAUUAAUUUUAAUUUUUCGGAAGUUUUUUCCCUUUGAACGCAUGGUCAGUUAAUUAGGAUAUUGCACGCCCGUCGCCCGUCGCUCGCCGAGCCGAGGUCAUGAACUGUACAUAGAAUCAUUGUUACUCAAGACGAGGAUGUGAAAACGUUUUGGAAGAACUUUAUUUUUAUACCCAAUAUUUUGGCAAUCAGGAAUGAGUAAUGCUGGCAUUGGAAAGGUUUCAGAGAUGGAGGUUUCGUUUUGUUUACCUACUGUAUUGAAUGUUAAAAAUAAGUAUAAGUAAACAAGUAAUAAUUAUAACUUUAGUUGUUAUUGUCUGCUCGAGAGAACAGUGCAGCUGUCGUAAAGGUUAAUUGUCUUCCAGCCCCUCUUACCGACAUAAAUAUUAUACUUAUCUGUUUAGUUCUGUGAUGUAAUUUUUCAGUCAUUUUCCUAAGCCAUGGUUAAGAGUUUAGUUUCAUUGGAGCGUUGAGAUUUAAGAAGGAAAGACCUAGAAUGUAAUGAAUAUUAGAAAUCAUCAAUAAAUAUUGACUGUGAAA
Plutella xylostella (diamondback moth) is the source of this 2659-nucleotide messenger RNA. RefSeq lists its product as uncharacterized. Gene Ontology annotation, cellular component: cytoplasm. Gene Ontology annotation, biological process: negative regulation of TOR signaling; neurotrophin TRK receptor signaling pathway; negative regulation of protein kinase activity. The record is from RefSeq and is a predicted model, not a curated record. NCBI's taxonomy places the organism in Eukaryota, Metazoa, Arthropoda, Insecta, Lepidoptera, Plutellidae.